GCCAGUGACGUCGGGAGUUUUCCUCAAAGUCAAUAACGAACCUGGCGAAGGCGGCGGCAGGAAUCGAGCCGAGCGCUGGGCCCCGGGCCACUCCGGGUGAAUUCAGUCGGGAAAGAGCAGCCGCCGCUCCUAACUCCCUGGAUGCUGCGGCCGAGCUGCCCGGGCGGGCGCCUCCCUAAAUAGCGGGAGAGCCACUAUCGAUGUAGCCGCCGCCCCGCCUGCAUCUCUCAGAACGCCGCUAGCCUGGAGUCGAAAACCUUCGCAAACCACAACCAAGGUAGACCGUCGCAGCCGUGAAGGACUCACCCCCGGCAGGGGGGACAAGGGAGGAGAGAUCGUGGGCGCCCCCCUGCCCGGAGACCCGCUUCCGCCCCAAACGGCCGGCACCCGCCACCCUCGCCUUUUGCUGCAGGCUGCUUUAAAAUAUUGGAAAGUCAGAAGAAUAAAGGAACUCUAAAAGUAAUACUGCAAAAUAUUCUUUAAUCUGAAGGCUCAGUAGAGCCAUCAUGAGCGAUGUUACAAUUGUGAAAGAAGGCUGGGUUCAGAAAAGAGGGGAAUACAUAAAAAAUUGGAGGCCAAGAUACUUCUUAUUGAAGACAGAUGGCUCCUUCAUAGGAUAUAAGGAGAAGCCGCAAGAUGUGGAUCUACCAUAUCCUCUUAACAACUUUUCAGUAGCAAAAUGCCAACUAAUGAAAACAGAGCGACCAAAACCGAACACAUUUAUUAUUCGAUGUCUUCAGUGGACCACUGUGAUAGAAAGAACAUUUCAUGUAGAUACUCCAGAAGAACGGGAAGAAUGGACAGAAGCCAUCCAAGCAGUAGCAGACAGACUUCAGAGGCAAGAAGAAGAAAGAAUGAAUUGCAGCCCAACAUCCCAGAUUGACAACAUUGGAGAAGAAGAGAUGGAUGCCUCGACAACCCACCAUAAAAGAAAGACAAUGAAUGAUUUUGAUUACUUAAAACUACUUGGCAAAGGCACUUUUGGCAAAGUUAUUCUGGUCCGGGAGAAGGCAAGUGGGAAAUAUUAUGCUAUGAAAAUUUUAAAAAAGGAAGUUAUUAUUGCAAAGGAUGAAGUGGCUCACACACUUACAGAAAGUAGAGUAUUGAAAAACACUAGACAUCCUUUUCUAACAUCUUUGAAAUAUUCAUUCCAGACCAAGGAUCGAUUAUGUUUUGUGAUGGAAUAUGUCAAUGGAGGAGAGCUGUUUUUCCAUUUGUCGAGAGAGCGGGUAUUCUCUGAGGAUCGCACACGCUUCUAUGGUGCAGAAAUUGUGUCUGCUUUGGACUAUCUGCAUUCUGGAAAGAUUGUAUAUCGUGAUCUCAAGUUAGAAAAUCUAAUGCUGGAUAAAGAUGGACACAUAAAAAUUACAGAUUUUGGACUUUGCAAAGAAGGAAUCACAGAUGCAGCUACUAUGAAAACAUUCUGUGGUACUCCAGAAUAUUUGGCUCCAGAGGUUUUGGAAGACAAUGAUUAUGGUCGCGCAGUGGAUUGGUGGGGCCUUGGAGUUGUUAUGUAUGAAAUGAUGUGUGGCAGAUUGCCAUUCUACAAUCAGGAUCAUGAAAAACUUUUUGAACUCAUUCUGAUGGAAGAUAUAAAAUUUCCUCGAACUCUCUCAUCUGAUGCAAAAUCAUUGCUUUCAGGUCUCUUGAUAAAAGAUCCAAAUAAACGUCUUGGUGGAGGACCAGAUGAUGCUAAAGAAAUUAUGCGACACAGCUUCUUUGUUGGAAUAAAUUGGCAAGAUGUAUAUGAUAAAAAGCUUGUUCCUCCUUUUAAACCACAAGUGACAUCUGAGACUGACACCAGAUACUUUGAUGAAGAGUUUACUGCUCAAACUAUUACAAUAACACCACCGGAAAAAUAUGAUGAAGAUGGCAUGGACUGCAUGGACAAUGAGAGACGACCACAUUUCCCUCAGUUUUCUUAUUCUGCAAGUGGACGGGAAUAACUUCCUGUUUUGUAUUCCUGCUAUAGAGACAUACUCAAUUUAUCACUGAAAAUGAUUCCUGAACAUCACCACCAGUCCUUGUUAUUAUUUAGGAGAGCAGAGCACUUUCAGAAAUCAUUCCAAAUUGACCAAGUUCCUUUUUUGAUUAUCAGCUUAUUUGAUUUAUCUGCAUGAGGUGUUACAUUGGUCUAAGCUGACCUGCUGUUACUGCUGUUUCAGCAUGACAGUCAUAGCAAAAAGCAAUCCCCAGAUAUUAGAAGGAAAAUUCUCAAUUGUGUGCACAACCAGCUCUUGUUCCCUUGCCUUCUCAGAGCAGAGGUUAAAGGACAUGCUGGUCUGUGAAUACAGUCCUUGUUCCCUUUUAAAAGGCAGAUCAAAAUUUUAAAACGUGAUUAAUUUGGAUAUUUUCUCAAGCUGAUUGGAGCUUGACAGAACUAGAAAAUACUACAAGGUGGAUGUGUACAUAUGCAAGCUUUUGGUAGAUAUAUGUCAUCACUUGAAUCAGUUUUAUCUUUAACGCGGAUAAAAACAUUCAGGCAAAGGUCCUAUAAUUGUGUGUGUAUAUGUGUGCACACACACAUACACAUGCUCACACACAAAGAUAGAUAAGAUAUAUGUAUAAUUAUAUAUAAUUAUUUUUUAACUGUUGGAUACUACCCAAGAAGCAAAAUAUCUGGGAUCACCAGUUUCCCACUUAGACUUCCAGAAUCAUGUGCAAUUAUGGAGAAUGGGACAUUUAAAUGGAAGAAAUUAUAACAUGAAAGCAGCAAGUGAUGUUUCAACCUGUUAUGAUUUGUGUCUUGUGCUUUCCGUUUUCUUUGUUGAUAUUCAUCACCCCUGGAGGCUGAAGAACUUAGACAAGCUUAACAACAUUGCUUUCCACCAAAAUUUGUAUGUUUUUAUGUUUUUCUGAGUUUAUGAACUAGUUUUUUUUUCUUCUGAUAUUUUAAUUGAAUAUUUUGUUACACUUCAGUAGUAUUUAUUUUUAGUGACAAUGAUUGUAUGUGUCAUGUUUGCAAUGCUGCUACAUCCUAGAAAAGGCUUGCAAUUUAUUUUAUAAUGUACGGAAGAACUGUACAAGCUGAACAAAAGAAUGCACUUUUUUCUAUAUGAAAAUGUUAAAAUUCUGAAAGUGUACCUUGUACUUAGAAUUUGGUUUUUAUAGUUAAACUGUUUCAUUACAGUCAAGAAAAAAAUCCCCAACCCAUGUAUCCCAAUUGUUUGCACAGUCUUUACUGAAGUUGAAUGUUGUAUAGAAGUUGGAUAACCUUCAAAAAAUUUAAGUUACCAAGGCCACAAUGAUUACAAGAAAUGCAUUGUAAAGUUUUCAAACAUUUAGUUAGUUUGAUAGGAGUAUCUGUUUUAAAAUACCGUAUUAGUUCUAGCCAUGACAGAUGCAACAUUUUUAGUAAACCUAUUUCUCAAAAUAUUUAUUAAAUAGGAUGUUUGAAUAUUUAUUUUUUCAUUUAAAAGAUUUUAAAAAAUAAACAUGAUGAAAGGCAAUUUAUGACAUGGCCUUUGGUGAUGGGAGUUGAGAUUUUCUAAAGGAGCUAAUAAGUGUAAUAAUGUAUGCCAGAUUAGUCCUGAAGGAUGAUCUGUGGGAUUAUAACUGACGAUUCUUGACUUCAUUCUUUGUAACUCCUAUAAUCUUUUAAGCUCUUAUAUGACUUGUCUAAGUCUUAAGAAAAUUGCCCUCAAGACUUUAAAAAAUAUUUACAUGCAGUUGUAUCCAUCUCUUGAUGCAGAAAAUGUACAUAAUUUGAAGUAUCACUGCAGGCAGUGGAACAUGUUAGGGUUAUCAAGAGGCAUGUGGGCAUUUUAUUCAGGCAGCUAGGAUAAAUCUAUGCUUUAAAGAAAUAAGGUAGGUGUCAUUGUACUUCUACACUAUAGUAGGUCAGAAAUACUGUGUAUCGCUUGUGUGGAAUGAUUAUAGAAUAAGACAACUUCUGCAUUAUUAAAAAUUGCGAAGCAGUAAGGAACAGUCAGAAAGAAUGAGAAAUUUAGUUUAUGAUCAGUGUCUUAGUACUAUGUAUUAAAUACGAGUACACUCUUUCUUUAAUAAUAGUUCAGCAGUACUAAUAUGCAAAUAUUUCUUUGAUCUUCAGAUGGACAAGAUAGUUAAUUAGGACCGCUUCUCUCCUUUUGGUGUGGAUAAAUAAGAGAAGUCAGGAGUCUUACAUGCCAAAUGGAUGAGGUCAUGUACUAUCAUCAUUUUUCUACCUGAAAUAUGCCAGCCUAAAUUAAUAAAAAAAAUCCUGACAUAAGAUACAUUUCUUCUCCUGUGCAGCCCUUAUAUAAAUGUCUGCACAGGGAUCAGUCUUGCUGGAUUGGAACAGGCGUGGCUUUCCACAGUUCAGCACAUUUAUUGAUUAGGCUGGUGUGUACCUAGGCCAUUUUAGUUUACUCAUACUUAUGUUAUACAUAAUCAUUAAGCAGAUGUAGUUUAGUAUUAUACUAAAGUAUAGAGCAGCCACAGUUGAACAGACUGUUUAAGGGACAGGGGUAUUCAUUAAAUUUGAAAGUCCGUUAAACUCUCAGGUUGUCCUCUGCCUCCAACCAUCCACACCCCACUUUCCUUGCUUUCUAGCCUUCCUAGAGAUGAACUACAGGAAAAAGCACUUUCAAAUCCACCCCUUCAAGGGAAGUAGUUGUUCCUAGCAUCAGUCUUUGAGAUGUUUGAUGACACUUUUCUCUCUUGCUCCUUUCACCAAGGAAGCAGUGGCCAGAACUGCAGGUGAGGGAAGGGGAAGGAGUCACAGCUGUUGUUCCUCCUCACAACACCUCCCCAGCCUCUUUUCCUCAGCCCAGCUCAGCCCCACCCCUCCUCCUCCCAUCGUCUGCCAGGUUUUCUCAGUUCCCUUUUCUCCUUGACCCUCCCAGGAACUCCACCAUUAAAUAUGUACAAUAUACACCCACCACCCGCCUCACCAUCCUUGCAUUUUUUGUCUCCUAGAAGUUACACAGGAAACAUAUCCAUUUUUGAGUGUUUAGUAGCAACUGCUGUCCAGACCAUUCCCCAAACAAGAAGUCUGUUAUUUUGGGAUAUUGCCCACAUGGAAAUUUUGUUCAUUCUGUCCAAAGUCCAUUAGUCCUGCACUAUUUGUGAUGGUCAGUGGUAAAUUAUUUUUUAAACGUGCCAUUGGUCAGUCAGUAUGGAGGAAUAACAUUCCAUGCAAUCCCAUUUUUACAUUAUACAAAUAUUGUAUUUUACGUUCUCAUUAAUACUAUUUUUAUGAUGACUUGAUUUUUUUAAGUUAUAAUCCUAUCUGAUUUCUACCCAUUGCUUUCAGAGUUUUGAUGUGUUGGCCAGGGAACUUAAUGUAGUAAAACUAUAGAGAUUAAGAAAAAAAAGGAAAUCUUGACAUACAUAAAAUAGAAUUUUAUGAUCUUUUUCUUUGGUUUUGUAUAAGAGAUAUUUUACCUUUUACAAUUAGCCCCAGAUUCUAGAUUAGUAACACUUGAUUAUUAAUAUUUUAUCAAAAACAACAGACCAGUUAUGCUAGUACGCAAGAAAAUAUGAAAGCAAAUAUGAACUCUUUUUGUUAUGCUGUCUACUCAACAUAAAAUAAUUAAUGAGUAGCUGUGUAUAAAAUGAGGCCAAUGUAUACUUGUUUUUCUUAUCUGUUGUAUACCAAGCUGCCUCAUUUAGGAUGCUCAUUCCACCAAUAUUAGGUAAAUGAGGCUCAAUUCGGUUUUUCCAUCCUCGCUACGCUCACUUUUUAACAGAGUUUUAGGUUUUUAAUAAGGUUUCAAUGUCUCACCCUUUCUCAAUAUAUAAUAUGGAUAGAUGAGAGUGGUAUUUAUAAAUAUUAACACUCCUAAACUCAUCUUGCCAAUCAACCUGAUGUGCUAGUUCAGAAGAAAUUAGCUUUUGUUCAAAGGAUCAGAAAUAUUUUCUAUCAUCUCGUUGUACAGGCAUAUUAUUUCAAACAUUUGAAUGAUCCCAUCUCUAUUGCAGGGUGCAAACAUUGGGCUUCAGAAGAUAAUAUUUUAGCAUAACUGUAGUAUUGACCAAGGAACACAUUGUAUUUUGUGCAACACUGAUGGGAUCAGGCAAUUACUCCAAGAUCAUUCAUAUUCAAUAGUGAAUGGGCUCUACCAUUCUGAACUAUCCAUUGCUUACAUCCUAGAUUACUUUUUAGAUCAUUACUAUAAAUGAAUGCUUUGAUAACAUAUUUUUGCUGUUCUGGUUUUUUUUUUUGAAAAAUUCACAAAUGAAUUUUUUUU
Pseudonaja textilis is the source of this 6173-nucleotide messenger RNA. It is a transcript of the gene AKT3, whose product is annotated as AKT serine/threonine kinase 3. The record is from RefSeq and is a predicted model, not a curated record. Gene Ontology annotation, molecular function: ATP binding; protein serine/threonine kinase activity. Gene Ontology annotation, biological process: protein phosphorylation. NCBI's taxonomy places the organism in Eukaryota, Metazoa, Chordata, Lepidosauria, Squamata, Elapidae.